CACCCAAAGAUUUUCCUUCCCAUUUUCAACAUCGUUUCAUCAACCAAUCAACGAAAUUCGGUUUUCUAUAAAUAUCAAAACAGUAGAAGAAGACGGGUUAAGAUUUCUCUUUGUUGCAGACAAGCAACAAACUCCGCUAACUGACACUCUUUCGCUCUUACGUCAUCAACCGCUCGUCUUUUUCCACUUCUAACCUAAUUUCUCCUGGAAUAAUCCGCCAUUGACUGUUCUUAAAGCUUCAGAUUGUACUCCUCAUCGGUGCUUGAGAUUACAACCUAAUGAGAGUUGCUUUUACUAGCACCUAGAAAUCAAGUAAGCAAGGGAAGAUAUGAAUAUUUCAUCCAGUUUCCAAAUUCGUGGUUGUCAAGGUACCAGUCAUGGAACAUUAAAGCAAAUGAACUUGCAAUCAAGUUUUGGUUAUAAUUUUCUUGUCACAUCAAGAGUUGUCUCCAAAAAGAAACUGAUCACUUCCAGUAGUCAUGGUUUUAGGCCAAACUAUUCAAUCAGUAUACUUACGUCAUCAAGAGGAAAUUUAAAAACCGGUUGCCAGGGGAACGAUUCACUUGCUUUUGUAAAUGGGAAUGGAAGGGAUGUGGAAUUUAUUGAAGAGAAUUCAAAAGAAGAAACUAGUCACAGUCAAGAGAAAAAGAAGGAUUCAAAGGAUAAAGAUAAGGGAGAAUCAGCAGAAGGGGAAGCCCCUACUUUGGAUGAAUUAAAGGAGUUGUUACAGAAAGCACUUAAAGAAUUGGAAAUAGCCCAACUCAACAGUACAAUGUUUGAAGAUAAAGCUCAAAGGAUAUCAGAAGCAGCAAUAGCACUAAAAGAUGAAGCUUUAAACGCAUGGGAUAAUGUCAACUCAGUGUUACUUUCUAUCGAAGAGAUUGUGAAAGAAGAGGACCCCACUAAAGAAGCCAUCCAAAGAGCCAAAAUGGCCCUUUCUUUAGCUGAGGCUAGACAUCAGGUAGCUCUUGAAUCAUUAGAACUUGCAAAAGAGAAAAUUGAAAGUGAAGAUGAAAAUAAGAGUUUAAUGAGAGAGGAGGAAACUCUAUUGGCUGCUCAGAAGGACAUGAAGGAGUGUCGUGUGAAUUUGGAAAACUGUGAGAAGGCAUUGCUUCGGUUACAGAAUCGAAAGGAUGAGUUGCAAAAAGAAGUUGUUAUGUUGAAUGGACUUGCGGAAAAAGCACAAAAUGAUGCGUUGAAAGCUGAUGAAGAUGUGGCGAAUAUAAUGAUUUUAGCAGAGCAAGCUGUUGCUUUUGAACUCGAGGCUCUGAAACGUGUUAAUGAUGCUGAAAUUGCAUUACAAAAGGCUGAGAAAAUUCUUUCUGUAUCAAUUGCAGACAGUAGUUCGGAAAGUACAUUGCUCUUUUCGGACACAGAGACGGACGAAAAGGAAGGAACUUCGGUUGAGAUAAUUGGUGACAUGGACGGUGAUGUGGCGAUUGAGGGUGCUUUGGGCGAGCAGAUACAAGAUAGUGUAGGUCAAAUGUCUGAAGAGUCUAGAUUUUCUGAUGAGAGUGACCAAGAGACCACUGAAAGUGAUGCAGAAAAGACAAAAACUGGGGUUCAAGCAAAAAAGCCGGAAACACAGAAGGAUUUGACUAAGGAUAGCACACCGUUGCCUUCUCCAAAAGCGUUGUUGAACAAAUCAUCUCGUUUCUUUUCUGCUUCCUUUUUCUCGUUUGCAGGAGAUGGCACUGAGUUUACACCAGCUGCAGUUUUUCAGGGCCUUGGUGAAUCCGCAAAAGAGCUGUUACCUAAACUGGUAGUUGGAUCUUUGCUUCUUGGUGCAAGUUUUGCCCUAUAUGCUAAACAAGAAAAGCGGAUUGGUAAACUAUUUCAACAGCCAGACAUUAUCACCACUACUAUCGAUCAGCAGCCAGACUUUAUCACCAGCACUAUUGAUGAUGUCUCAUCAAAAGCUCAGCCCUUGGUCAGACAGAUAAGAAAAUUACCUGAAAAAGUUAAAAAGCUAAUUGAGUUGCUUCCACACCAAGAGGUAUGUUGUUCCUUGCUCACCUUGUAUUUUAUAAUUUAUAUUUCUUCUCUUUCUAAUCAUAUAUUCAUAUUGCAGAUUAAUGAGGAAGAAGCUUCCCUUUUUGAUGUAUUGUGGUUGUUGCUUGGCAGUGUAAUAUUUGUGCCUAUUUUUCAAAAGCUUCCUGGAGGAAGUCCUGUUCUUGGGUAUCUGACAGCUGGCAUCUUGAUUGGACCUUAUGGUCUCUCGAUUAUACGUAACGUCCAUGCAACAAAAGCAAUAGCUGAAUUUGGAGUUGUUUUCCUGCUUUUCAAUAUCGGUCUUGAGCUGUCUGUUGAAAGACUGAGUUCCAUGAAGAAAUAUGUUUUCGGAUUGGGUUCGGCUCAGGUGUUGGUGACAGCUGUCGUGAUAGGUUUAAUUACACAUUUUGUCUGUGGACAACUAGGACCUGCUGCAAUUGUGAUUGGUAAUGGUUUGGCUUUAUCAUCUACAGCAGUUGUCCUACAGGUGUUGCAAGAGCGUGGGGAAAGCACAUCACGCCAUGGACGAGCCACAUUUUCUGUUUUACUUUUCCAGGAUCUAGCCGUUGUUGUUUUGUUGAUUCUCAUACCUCUUAUUUCACCAAACUCGUCCAAAGGAGGGAUAGGUUUCUUUGCAAUUGCUGAAGCUCUUGGAUUGGCUGCUGUAAAGGCACUUGUUGCUAUCAGUGCCAUUAUUGCUGGAGGACGUUUGCUGCUUCGCCCAAUUUACAAGCAAAUUGCAGAAAUGCAAAAUGCAGAAAUAUUUUCUGCAAAUACUCUUCUGGUUAUUCUGGGUACUAGUCUACUUACUGCUCGUGCUGGGCUUUCAAUGGCACUGGGAGCUUUUCUUGCUGGUUUGUUACUCGCAGAAACUGAAUUCUCUUUGCAAGUUGAAUCAGAUAUUGCUCCAUAUCGUGGCCUUCUGUUGGGUCUCUUUUUCAUGACGGUUGGAAUGUCUAUCGAUCCAAAACUUCUUGUCUCAAACUUUCCUGUUAUUAUGGGGUCACUUGCACUUUUAAUUGCUGGGAAAACCAUUCUGGUGGCUGCAGUUGGUAAACUUUUUGGUGUCUCGUUAAUAUCUGCCAUUAGAGUUGGUCUUUUACUCGCACCUGGUGGAGAAUUUGCCUUUGUUGCGUUUGGUGAAGCCGUCAAUCAGGGUAUAAUGAGUCCUCAGCUAUCAUCUUUGUUGUUUCUUGUGGUGGGGAUUUCAAUGGCCCUGACACCAUGGUUAGCUGCUGGAGGCCAAUUAAUAGCAUCUCGUUUUGAGCAGCAUGAUGUCCGCAGUUUAUUACCUGACGAGAGUGAGACAGAUGACUUGCAGGAUCAUAUCAUUAUAUGUGGGUUCGGACGCGUGGGCCAGAUCAUUGCCCAGCUUCUUUCUGAAAGGCUAAUUCCAUUUGUUGCCCUUGAUGUGAGGAGUGACCGGGUAGCAGUGGGACGUGCACUUGACCUUCCUGUGUAUUUUGGAGAUGCGGGUAGUAGAGAGGUGUUGCAUAAAAUAGGGGCUGAAAGAGCAUGUGCUGCAGCUAUAACUUUAGACUCACCUGGUGCAAAUUACAGAACCGUUUGGGCUCUCAGCAAGUAUUUCCCCAAUGUCAAGACUUUUGUACGCGCUCAUGAUGUUGACCAUGGACUCAACUUGGAAAAGGCUGGGGCCACAGCCGUUGUCCCCGAGACCUUAGAACCAAGUUUACAGUUAGCAUCUGCUGUUCUUGCACAGGCUAAGUUGCCCAUGUCAGAGAUAGCAGCUACUAUCAAUGAGUUUAGAUCGCGUCACUUAUCAGAGCUUACUGAGCUGUCAGAAACAAGUGGAAGUUCUCUUGGUUAUGGGUUCUCAAGGAUCAUGUCAAAACCUUCUACUAAAUCUUCUCCUUCCGAUUCUUCCUCUUCUGACGAUAACCUCAGUGAAGGAACACUCGCAAUAUAAAUCAAGCAAAAAAAAAAAAAGUACAAGAAUGAAUAAAAUGGAAUUUAAAGGGGAGUGGGAAGCAAAUUUAUUGCUCCUCCAGUACAGAUUGUACAUAAAGAUAAUAGCUGACAGUUCAAUUCGUUCCAUUUUUUUGGUUUCCACAUACAUAUACAUGCUCUUUUUGUAUCAUUUCAACAUACUUAGUUUAGUUUCUACAACUGUCA
Molecule: messenger RNA, 4125 nt
Organism: Lactuca sativa (garden lettuce)
Lineage: Eukaryota; Viridiplantae; Streptophyta; Magnoliopsida; Asterales; Asteraceae
Product: K(+) efflux antiporter 2, chloroplastic
Biological process (GO): proton transmembrane transport; potassium ion transport
Cellular component (GO): membrane; chloroplast
Molecular function (GO): potassium:proton antiporter activity
Source: RefSeq, a predicted model, not a curated record